GGCAGGCAAGCAGCAGCUGCGCUCGCUGUCCGCGGUGCUGAAAGCGCGACUGAGCGCCGCUUGUCUCCUUUCGCCUGGCGGGUCUCCUGCUGCGGCCGGCCGCCGCCGCCACUGUCGGCGCCGCCCGGAUCAUGGAAGAGAUGGAAGAGGAGCUGAAGUGCCCGGUGUGCGGCUCCUUCUACCGCGAGCCGCUCAUCCUGCCCUGCUCGCACAACCUGUGCCAGGCGUGCGCCCGCAACAUCCUGGUGCAGACGCCGGAGGCCGACUCGCCGCAGAGCCGGCGCGCCUCGGGCUCGGGCGGCUCGUCGGACUACGACUACCUGGACCUGGACAAGAUGAGCCUGUACAGCGAGGCCGACAGCGGCUACGGCUCGUACGGCGGCUUCGCCAGCGCGCCCACCACGCCGUGCCAGAAGUCGCCCAACGGCGUGCGCGUCUUCCCGCCGGCCAUGCCGCCGCCCGCGCACCUCCUGGCGCCCGCGCCGGCCGCCUCGCUGAGCGCGCCGGUGCCGCGCAACUCCUGCCUGACGUGCCCGCAGUGCCACCGCAGCCUGAUCCUGGACGAGCGGGGCCUGCGCGGCUUCCCCAAGAACCGCGUCCUGGAGGGCGUCAUCGACCGCUACCAGCAGAGCAAGGCGGCGGCGCUGCGCUGCCAGCUGUGCGAGAAGGCGCCCAAGGAGGCCACCGUCAUGUGCGAGCAGUGCGACGUCUUCUACUGCGACCCGUGCCGCCUGCGCUGCCACCCGCCGCGGGGCCCGCUGGCCAAGCACCGCCUGGUGCCGCCGGCCCAGGGCCGCGUCAGCCGCCGCGUCAGCCCGCGCAAGAUCUCCACCUGCACCGACCACGAGCUGGAGAACCACAGCAUGUACUGCGUCCAGUGCAAGAUGCCCGUCUGCUACCAGUGCCUGGAGGAGGGCAAGCACUCCAGCCACGAGGUCAAGGCGCUGGGCGCCAUGUGGAAGCUCCACAAGAGUCAGCUGUCUCAAGCGCUGAAUGGGCUGUCGGACCGGGCCAAGGAAGCCAAAGAGUUCCUGGUGCAGCUACGGAACAUGGUGCAGCAAAUCCAGGAGAACAGCGUGGAGUUCGAAGCCUGCCUGGUUGCCCAGUGCGACGCCCUCAUCGAUGCGCUCAACAGGAGGAAAGCCCAGCUGUUGUCUCGAGUCAACAAGGAGCACGAGCACAAGCUGAAGGUGGUGCGAGACCAAAUCUCUCAUUGCACGGUGAAGCUACGCCAGACGACGGGACUCAUGGAGUACUGCCUGGAGGUCAUCAAGGAGAACGACCCCAGCGGGUUCCUACAGAUCUCGGAUGCCCUGAUACGGAGAGUCCACCUGACCGAGGACCAGUGGGGGAAGGGGACACUCUCCCCAAGGAUGACGACGGACUUUGAUCUGAACUUGGAUAGUGCCCCCCUGCUGCAGUCUAUCCACCAGCUUGACUUCGUGCAGAUGAAAGCUUCCUCCCCAGUGCCGGCCCCCCCAAUCCUACAACUGGAAGACUGCUGCACCCACAACAACAGCGCCACCUUGUCAUGGAAGCAGCCCCCACUGUCUGCGGUGCAGGUGGAAGGAUACAUCCUUGAGCUGGACGAUGGGAACGGCGGUCAGUUUAGGGAGGUGUACGUCGGAAAGGAGACCAUGUGCACUGUGGACGGGCUGCACUUCAAUAGCACUUACAGUGCUCGUGUCAAGGCCUUCAACAAGACUGGAGUCAGCCCGUACAGCAAGACGUUGGUCCUUCAGACUUCUGAGGACUCCGAGCCCGAGGAUCAGGCCCUGACCUUCCCCGUCCCUUUGGAAAGGAUGCAGCUGCGUAGAUCAACCCCCUUCUCUUCCACCCUUAACCUGCAAAACAGCUUCCCGGGGAGAUCCUACUUUGAGCUCAGAUCCUCGUCCCACCAAAUGAGCUUGCAUUCUUCCUUGCAGUCCCUGAAUUCAGCCGGUUUUGAAACUCAGUCAGGACCUUUCUCCCAAUUAGUUGAUAUUAAAAAACUGGUAGCAGUGGCCUGGUUUUCCUUUGACCCCAACACGGCCCACUCCGACAUCAUCUUCUCCAAUGACAACCUGACUGUCACCUGCAAUAGUUACGAUGACAGGGUCGUCCUGGGCAAAACCGGCUUCUCCAAAGGCCUCCACUACUGGGAGUUGUCCAUUGACCGCUACGACAACCAUCCAGAUCCGGCCUUUGGGGUUGCCCGGGUAGAUGUCCUCAAAGAUGUCAUGCUGGGGAAGGAUGACAAGGCCUGGGCCAUGUAUGUGGACAACAACCGGAGCUGGUUCAUGCACAACAACUCGCACACCAACAGGACUGAAGGAGGCAUCACCAAAGGGGCCACUGUGGGCAUCUUGCUUGAUUUGACCAGGAGGACCCUGACCUUCUCCAUCAACGAGGACCAGCAGGGGCCGGUGGCCUUUGAGAACAUGGAGGGCAUGUUCUUUCCGGCCGUCAGUCUGAACAGGAAUGUGCAAGUGACGCUGCACACUGGCCUGCCGGUGCCGGACUUCUACAACUUGCGGGGUUCCAUGCAGUGAGGAGACAGCAGGUGCCCAGUGGCUUUUUCUCAGGACACAGCGAGAGCGCUGCGUUUAUUUUCUUCAGGAACAGACCUCAGAGGAGCACAGAGGAGAAUAACUGGUCAUCUGGGAACUCUAGGCCAUCAGAAACCAAAUUUUUUUUAAAGGGGGGGGAAAUCUAGAGAAGAGAAAGGACAAAAACAGACUUUGAGCCCUACAGCUGUGCCACGGCCUCUCGUGGCCUCUCCCGCCCUGUUUGUUGUGUGUGUGUGUGUGUGUGUGUUUGCUUUGCUGGUUUUUGCUGUUUGGGCUGAUAACAAAGUUCUCGGGAGAGCCCAAGACGGGACUUCCCAUAAGCUUUUCGGUUCAGUUUUAUUUCCAUGUUGGAUUUCCUUUUUCUCCUAAUUACGAGUCAGUUUCUGCUGAUGCUCCAGUUGCCACGGAGCCACUGAGAUGCCACAAGGAAUCAGCUGCUCAAAUCGCUUUGGACCGAGUUUAUGCAGACGGCAAACUUCUAGAGGCAGAUUGGCUGGCAGGCAAAAAUCAUUUGAACAGCUGCUGGUUCUCAUCAAUAUUCCCAGCCUCCACCAUCUUGCGGCCUUUUUUGCUGAAUACCCUAAGAGACGCUGGCCUCACAUCAACACCUUGUCUAUAUACAAAGUCAUGUGGGAUGCAUCCAGCCUUGGGCAUGGGCUUUUUCUCCCCCACACCCUCCCUGGUCAGAGCAAAGAAAAAGGGUCACGUGAUCUUUACAGAAAUGCGGCAGAUUUCCAUCAUGUUGGAGCCAGGAGAGUUGAUGACACACCUGCACGACAAGAGGAUGCACCCGCCUUGACCUCUUUUGUGGAUAUCCCCAUUCACAGGAGAUAGCAGGACGGACACACUCUCAGAACCUCUUCAUCCCCUCUUAAUUGUGUGGGCCAGAAAAAUAUCCUCCAAACUGGCCCACUGUAAACUAUGCAGCUUAUCAACGACAAGCCCUUGAGGAGGCUUCCUUCAGGUCCUUCUGAGAGGGUCAAGCUAGACACUAGGCUCAUUCACACGAUUAAGAACUGUGUAGGAGGAGCAUGUGUGAGUCCAAAGCAAGGUAGGAGUGGGGGAGUGAUGGUCAGCGAGCCUCCUGCUGGCUAGGAGGGCUCCAUCUCUGAAUGAGGGAAGAGGAAAAGCCCUUCCACCCAGCGGGAGGCUAGCUGGCGACCCCUGCCAAUGCCUCCUGGCUUGCUUUUUACUCACACAUGACCACAAAAACGGAAAUGCACACAGCUCCCAAAACUGGGUAGGAUGCUCCUCCUACCCAUUUUUAAAAUAGUGUGGACAAGCCUACGAUGGGGCAGCCAUGUCUGUUCUUUCUGUGUCUGCUGCAUCCACGUCUAAAACAGAAGAUGGGAGGUCUACUUUCACAACAAAAGCUGGGCAUGGGUGGGAGAUGCUGAAGCCCCCCCCCUUGUUUCUUACCCCUUCCCCACUCUCCGGGGCACCAAGCCCAUGCUCCACAGCCUGGCUCAGAUCCUGGAAGUGCCAGCCGGCUGGGAAGGUAAGGCAGGGGAGGGUUCAGGUGCCUUCCACCUCUGUGUGCUUUUUGUUAUAUAAGCAGACUCCCCAUUCCAGAUGUGAAUCAUGCAGUUUCUUGCAUAAAGAAAUGUGCCUUCCCCCAUCAAAUCUAGCCUGAAUCUCACUGGGGUAGUAAACCCAUGUCUGGGCUAUACUGCUCCAGAUUGCUUGAUUGAAUGCUCCUCCAUACAAAAAUAAAAUCCCUGCACAUUAAGAACUAGCAUAUCAGGGAUAGAAUGCUAGGACGCCCCCUACAGUCGGAAAGGGUGCAGCCAAAGCAUUGGUUAACCCAAGGGUUCUCGAACCUGGGUCACCACCAGAUGUUGUUGGACUUCAACUCCCAUAAUCCCCAGCCACAAUGGCCAGGGCCAUGGGAAUUAUGGCAGCUGAAGUCCAACAGCAUCUGGGGACCCAAGUUUGAGAAUUCUUGGGUUCACCACCUCCAUGAGAAUUAUGCCCAAGACUAGACAUGAAAUCAGUUGUGGAAUGGGGAAUGUGCAUUCAGAUUUCCAAGUGCUUAAGCUGCAUAUGAAACAAUGACACUUUCCAUUUUUGAAAAUGUGACAUUCCAGUUACGAAUAUUUGCAUUUCGAGUAAACUGUAACUUUAGAAGGGAAGCGGCUCUUUUGCUAGCAGGUAUGUAUCUUUCUUAAAAUGUGAUAACGAGACUCAAAUUUCAGUAGGUCAUGAAACUCAAAACACUUUCCCCAAUGCCGUAAACAUUUUAAUUACGUC
Molecule: messenger RNA, 4799 nt
Organism: Hemicordylus capensis (graceful crag lizard)
Lineage: Eukaryota; Metazoa; Chordata; Lepidosauria; Squamata; Cordylidae
Gene: TRIM9
Product: tripartite motif containing 9
Exons: 13
Coding region: 132-2531 (799 amino acids)
Molecular function (GO): protein binding; zinc ion binding
Source: RefSeq, a predicted model, not a curated record